UUAGGGCUCGGCACUAGUAUCCCAUCCAAAACCUAGUCACUGGCUAGGUAUCCGUCUUGCUCCCGCCGCGCCGACGCGCUCCGCCACACUACGCCAUGCUCCGUCGCGGCACAUCGCUCUUGAUUUCUUCUCAUGAGGAGCCUUUUACGGGCGGAGACAAGCCGAACUCCAGCACUGCUCGUUUGGCUUGCUCGCCUUGUUUAAACCCCUACUCACAGUUCAAGUGCCAAACUCUCCAAUGAAUUCCAUCUCUUCCAAACUCUUCCACUCCCAUCUCCACCUCCACCUCCUCUGCACCGCAAAAUCGGCACCUUUAUCGACAUCUAAGUUUAGGGUUUCGCCUAAGGCUACAAAGAUUUCCAAUUUGCAGCUCAAGGAGAAGUGGUUGGAUUCCCUCUCCGUGAGCCCACUGGGAGGAGACGAGGGAGUGAUUUGUGCUUCGGAGCCUCAAUGGGUUCUUGGAGUGGAUCCCGAUGUCUCUGGCGCCGUUGCACUCUUGAAACCCGAUGGUUCUGUCUCUUCGGCUCAGGUCUUUGAUACCCCAAAUGUAAAAGUACUGGUUGGGAAAAGAGUUCGAAAUCGUUUGGAUGCGAGGUCUAUUGUUCAGUUGCUUCAGACCUUUGAUGCACCACAUGAAGGGUGCCAGAUGCACAGUGGAAAUUCCUGGGAUCCUGUCCAUGUGCAGACUAUUGCGCAUUAUGUUUUGUUAGACUUUGGAAAACAGUUGCAAGGAAAUUGUAAAUUUGAAAACAGUCGCAAAGCAAUUGCUUACAUUGUAUGCCGUUUGGUCUUUAACUUUUUGAUAAGAAAAAGUACCCAUGACAUUUCACUUCGUUAUCGUGGGACAAGAGCAUAUAUCGAACAGUCAAAUCCCUUCCCGCAAGAUGGAAAACAGGGAUGGUGGAGUGGAGGAUAUACAUACGGAUUGUGGAUUGGUGUUCUAGUUGCAUCAGGAUUUUCAGUUGUGCCAGUGACAUCACAUGAAUGGAAAAAUCAUUAUGAACUCUCUCGAAGCUCUUCUAGUAAGGAUGAUAGCAGGGAAGUUGCUUCUGCUCUAUUCCCAUCUUUGAGCCAUCAAUUAAAGAGGAAGAAAGAUCAUGGUCGAGCUGAAGCUCUUCUUAUUGCGGCAUAUGGAAGAGGCCUUAUAGAACAAAUGGACCAAGUUGAUUCUAAUGGUUCUCAUGUAUCUUCUGAUCUGUUCAAUUCACUGAUCACAGAAAAGAAGGCAGUUUAAAACUUCUGAGAAAGCAUUUACUAGUUUGGCAAAAGUUUUUCUCGUUUUUCACUUCAACCAGUUCAUUUGAUUUGCUUUUUCUGCCACUUGGCUGGAAACCAAAGAGGACUGCCUGAAGAUUCUCAAGAUUAGAUUUACAACAGGCCUCUUGUAAAUGUCAUUUGAAGAUACAUUAUCCCUGUAAUUGCAGCCAUAGAAAUUUCAGGUCUCCAGAUUAUUGUCUAUAUAACUUGCAUUCAGCACAGAUAUCAUUUCUUUUCAUUGUGUUGUUUUGCCUCUAAAAUUAUUGCUGAAAGCCAAUUUGCUGUGGAAUAUGAA
Dioscorea cayenensis subsp. rotundata (Guinea yam) is the source of this 1552-nucleotide messenger RNA. RefSeq names its product Holliday junction resolvase MOC1, chloroplastic-like. Bases 239 to 1234 code for a protein of 331 amino acids. The record is from RefSeq and is a predicted model, not a curated record. NCBI's taxonomy places the organism in Eukaryota, Viridiplantae, Streptophyta, Magnoliopsida, Dioscoreales, Dioscoreaceae. The transcript has 7 exons. Gene Ontology annotation, molecular function: crossover junction DNA endonuclease activity.